AUUUGAGAUUCGUUUCCGGUCUGAUUGUUUGUUGGCCUCAUUUCAGCCACCUUCCCUCCUUCUCUCGUGGCCCCUCGUCUUAACUCCGGAUUGUUUACUUUCAGGGACAACUCCACCUCCCGACAUCAACACAUCUUUCUGCCUCAAUUUUCUCGACGCAAUCCCUUGCACAUACUGCUGCGUAUGCAAUUCUGCUAGAUUGGGCUGGAAUUUCAGCACUUUGGGUCGGUUACACCUCUCAAGUCGACUCUGAUACAGAUCGUAAGCGCCAAUAUGGAGUUCCCUCAGCAGCACACCUUAGAGGCUCCUGUUGCUCCCGAGGCCGCCGUUGCGGACCCCGAGCACGUCGCCCCCGAGGAUCACACACCACUGGCUCAGGAGCACAUCCAGGAAGCAGUCCAGGAACAGGAGGCUUCAUCCGAGCAACCUCUGGAACAGCACGCACCCGUCAGCGUCAACAUUGAAGAGCCCGCCUCUGAUCACACUGCUCGCGCCGCUAUCAACAAUGGCUACAACAGCGACUCUAAGGCUCACUACCACUCCCGAUCCGCGGACUUCCAUCACUCCGCCCCCGAAUAUCCCGCUCAGGACACGGAUCAGUCCACUCGCCAGAAUUCAUCCCCCUCUCUCAGCCACCAACUCCCUGUGCCAAACUCCAGACCUGGUUCUGGAUUCUCCAGUGGUACCGAGCGCCCUGGUGUUUCCCAGCCGCAACAGCAAGAAGUUCAGCGACAGGGACAAGGCUCGCAGGCUUCGAAGAAUAGUGUGGUGAUUAAGGUUGGCAUGGUGGGUGAUGCCCAGAUUGGAAAGACCAGUUUGAUGGUUAAAUAUGUUGAGGGAAGCUGGGAUGAAGAUUACAUCCAGACAUUGGGUGUCAACUUUAUGGAAAAGACCAUCUCCAUUCGAAACACAGAAAUUACCUUUUCGAUUUGGGACCUUGGUGGCCAGCGUGAGUUUGUUAAUAUGCUGCCGCUGGUCUGCAAUGAUGCCGUUGCGAUUCUGUUCAUGUUCGAUCUCACUCGCAAGAGCACCUUGAACUCUAUCAAGGAAUGGUAUCGCCAAGGACGUGGAUUUAAUAAGACUGCCAUCCCAUUCCUAGUUGGCACCAAAUACGAUCACUUUGUUAAUUUCCCGCGCGAGGAUCAAGAGGAGAUCUCGAUUCAGGCCAAACGCUUUGCGAAGGCCAUGAAGGCCAGUCUCAUCUUUAGCAGCACCAGCCACAGUAUCAACGUACAAAAGAUCUUCAAAAUCGUUCUGGCCAAAGCAUUCGAUCUGAAAUGCACCAUCCCAGAGAUCGAGAACGUUGGCGAGCCUUUACUUCUGUACAAGAACGUGUAAGCACUGUCCGCCUAACGAUUAUGUACAUUGUGACGCUGUUGAUGAUCGACGCUGGCCCUCUAACCUCACGGCUCUACCACUUUGUGAAUCCUUUUUCUCUUCUCCAAUGAUGUACUUGACCUUUUUUUAUGUGCUCAUCACUGCCUCGAUUUGUGCGCAGAUCCAUACUAUCAGUCAACAACCUCGAGGUUCACUUGAUGACGGUUGCUUCUACCCCUGUUUUCCUUGUCUUUUUCUUAGGUGCAUCUUUUACCAUGCAUCGCUACAAGUACCUAGUUUUCUUUUGUUCUAUGAUCCCAUCUGGGAGGCUUCACCGCCUUGAGGCGUUUGGGAGUCGAGUGAUGGGCGAUGUUCUGGAAAUACAACUCAAACUUCAUUGUGAAUUC
Penicillium canescens is the source of this 1724-nucleotide messenger RNA. RefSeq names its product Spg1/Tem1 GTP-binding protein. The record is from RefSeq and is a predicted model, not a curated record. Lineage: Eukaryota; Fungi; Ascomycota; Eurotiomycetes; Eurotiales; Aspergillaceae. Gene Ontology annotation, molecular function: GTPase activity; GTP binding. Gene Ontology annotation, cellular component: spindle pole body. Gene Ontology annotation, biological process: regulation of exit from mitosis. The transcript is spliced from 5 exons. Bases 274 to 1338 code for a protein of 354 amino acids.